Molecule: messenger RNA, 6683 nt
Organism: Oreochromis aureus
Lineage: Eukaryota; Metazoa; Chordata; Actinopteri; Cichliformes; Cichlidae
Exons: 32
Coding region: 76-5652 (1858 amino acids)
Biological process (GO): cell surface receptor signaling pathway; G protein-coupled receptor signaling pathway
Cellular component (GO): membrane
Molecular function (GO): G protein-coupled receptor activity
Source: RefSeq, a predicted model, not a curated record
GUGAAGGUGUGCUGCAAAAUGAUUAUGCUCUCCUGACAAGAGGCUUUACAGACGGCAACAACGGCAAAAGUUAGGAUGACAUUACGAAAGGUCUCGUUUUGCAUCGUUAUUCUCCUAGUCAUAUGGAACUGUCUUAAGUAUGAGGGACACAGAGAGUUUCUAAAUGGCUUCUUUGAGGAGUUAAUGAGUGCAGAAGAAUCCAGCAUUCAUCUAAGAGAAAAAAGAGAAACUUCAUCAAAUUCCACUGAGUAUGAGCUUCAAGCUGUUAUAAGCGUCUCAAAUCUGGAACAAUUCCAGUCGAUACUGAACACCCUCAGUUUUCCUUUAUCGAUCAACGCCACUGGUGAAAUUACAAGCAUUAAUACAACAACAGUGUGUUCACCAAAAAAAACUGCAAACAUAACUGAAUACCAGUGCACAUGUGAGGAGAGCUUUGCUUGGUCAUAUAACAAAUGCAUUAACUAUGAGGCCUGUGAUGCCAUCGUUGGUGAUACAUGUGGAUGCAUUAAUGGACUUCCAGCAGAUGGGCAAUAUUGCCAGUUAAAAACCAGCAACCCAGUGCCAGUGGAGUAUGAUAUAAACUUUAACUUGCUCUUGCCAGUAUCCAGUCUGCCCCCAAAUUUCAUUGAUCUGUUCAGAGACUAUGUGGGAAAUUUGUCAUUCCCCCAAACCUUCACUCAGUCUUUAAUAAUAGAAGACUUGAACUUCACCACAUGGUGCUAUCCAAACUCUACCGGAGGAAUGCAGUGUCAGUGUGAGGACCACUUUGGUUGGUCAUGUGACAAGUGUGGCCUAUACGGUGCAUGCAGUAAUGUUACCUCACAAACCUGUGGGUGCAUCAAAGAGCUUCCUCCUGGUGGAGAGUUCUGUGAACCAAUCACAAGUAUUCCUCCAUGUCCAACUCCAACUCCUGAGCCAGUGGAAAUAGUCGUUGACAUUGAAAUUCCAGUAUCCAGUGUGCUCCCAAAUUUCAAUGAUGAAAUAAGACACGCUUUGCAAAAUUUGUCCUUCCCAUAUCUCAUCACUCAGUCUUUAAUAAUAGAGGACCUAAAUUUCACCACAUGGUGCUAUCCAAACUCCACUGGAGGACUGCAGUGUCAGUGUGAGGACCAGUUUGCUUGGUCAUGUGGCAAGUGUGAUAAGUACGGCGCAUGCAGUAAUGUCACCUCCCAAACCUGUGAUUGCAUAAAGGGAUUUCCUCUGAGUGGGGAGUUCUGUCAACCAAUCACAGGCGUCGCUCCUUGCCCAACACCACCUCCUGCACCAGUGGACUUUGAUAUAGACCUUGAACUGCACAUCCCAGCAUCUAGUGUGCCCCAAAAUUUCAGUGUUGUGCUCAGAAAUAUUCUGAGAAAUUUCUCCUUCCCCAAAAUCAUCACUGGGUCUUUAACACUGAAAGACUUGAACUUCACCACAUGGUGCUAUCCAAACUCCACUGGAGGACACCAGUGUCAGUGUGAAGACCAGUUUGCUUGGUCAUGUGGCAAGUGUGAUAAGUACGGCGCAUGCAGUAAUGUCACCUCACAAACCUGUUAUUGCAUAAAGGGAUUUCCUCUGAGUGGGGAGUUCUGUCAACCAAUCACAGGCGUCGCUCCUUGCCCAACACCACCUCCUGCACCAGUGGACUUUGAUAUAGACCUUGAACUGCACAUCCCAGCAUCUAGUGUGCCCCAAAAUUUCAGUGUUGUGCUCAGAAAUAUUCUGAGAAAUUUCUCCUUCCCCAAAAUCAUCACUGGGUCUUUAACACUGAAAGACUUGAACUUCACCACAUGGUGCUAUCCAAACUCCACUGGAGGACACCAGUGUCAGUGUGAAGACCAGUUUGCUUGGUCAUGUGGCAAGUGUGAUAAGUACGGCGCAUGCAGUAAUGUCACCUCACAAACCUGUGAUUGCAUAAAGGGAUUUCCUCUGAGUGGGGAGUUCUGUCAACCAAUCACAGGCGUCGCUCCUUGCCCAACACCACCUCCUGCACCAGUGGACUUUGAUAUAGACCUUGAACUGCACAUCCCAGCAUCUAGUGUGCCCCAAAAUUUCAGUGUUGUGCUCAGAAAUAUUCUGAGAAAUUUCUCCUUCCCUGAAAUCAUCACUGGGUCUUUAACACUGAAAGACUUGAACUUCACCACAUGGUGCUAUCCAAACUCCACUGGAGGACUCCAGUGUCAGUGUGAAGACCAGUUUGCUUGGUCAUGUGGCAAGUGUGAUGAGUACGGCGCAUGCAGUAAUGUCACCUCACAAACCUGUGAUUGCAUAAAGGGAUUUCCUCUGAGUGGGGAGUUCUGUCAACCAAUCACAAGUAUCAUUCCCUGUUCACCAAUGCCAAACACAACAACACCAGAUCCUACUACUACAACACCAAUGCCAACAACUACAACAACUCUGAUUCCAAACACAACUACACCAAUGCCAAACACAACAACACCAGAUCCUACUACUACAACACCAAUGCCAACAACUACAACAACUCUGAUUCCAAACGCAACUACACCGAUGCCAAACACAACAACACCAGAUCCUACUACUACAACACCAAUGCCAACAACUACAACAACUCUGAUUCCAAACGCAACUACACCGAUGCCAAACACAACAACACCAGAUCCUGCUACUACAACACCAAUGCCAACAACUACAACACUGAUUCUAAACACAACUACACCGAUGCCAAACACAACAACACCAGAUCCUACUACAACAAAACCAUUACCAACAACUGCAGCGACACCAAUUCUAACUAAUACAACAAUUCUGAUGCCAAAUACAACCACACCAAUGACAGACACAACAACAACACGGGUUUGGAGUACUACAACAGCACCAACUACUACAACCACAGCGAUGUCAACUACUACAACAACAGCAAUGCAACCUACUACAAUAACAUCAACUACUGCUUUUGUUAAAACAGAUAAAUUUGAUAUGACCAUAAAUGUGGAAUUUAGUAACACAUACAAUGAUCCAAACAGUGUUUUUUUCAGAAAUGUUAACACUGCUAUUCAAGCAGAAGCACAGAAGAACAAAAUCACAGCACAAUUAAUUAAAUUCCGAAGUGGAAGCACCAUCGCUGAAUACAGUGUCACUGCUGCUACUUUACCUGUCAUCCAAACACUAAACAAUGGAAUUUUUGACCAGCUAGCAAAAAUCUACUCUAUGAUAUCAGAUGACCCGGGGGUUCUGGAUUUUAAAAUUGAAGGUACUGGAUUUUGGGAGGAUAAAGUCAUUGUAACAUGUGGCCCUCCACCAUUGGAUCUCUUUGGUACUGACUGGAGAGCAGAGUGGAGACGUGAUGGCAAUGUCAUAGCUCAAGAUGAAGUACACAGCAUUUCAAAUAACAAAAGUUACUCAGUCUUAUCUGUGUCACAGUUCAUUCGUGCCGACAGUGGAAAUUAUGAAUGCAGGCUCAUACGGAAAAAGGAUGAUUCAUUUUAUCGACAACGAUCCAAUGGAGCCUUCACACUCAAAGAGAAACCCUUGAUCAGAGUGGACCCAAUUGAAAAAUUUUUGCAGUGUAGUGGUGAAAAUGUGCCACUAAAUUGCUUUGUCAACAAUGACUAUAAUAUUAGUUUCAUAAACACGGAUAUUAGCGGUAAAAAAAGCAUUUCCUAUCAAUAUAAAACUGAUAGCUGUGCAGGCAAAGAGCAGGAUACAAUUACCUGUCAAUCUGUCUAUCCUCAAUUCAAAAAGACAAUAACACUCAGAUUUUACAAAGGCAAUCCUCAAAUAUGUGAUGAGGUACCAUUUGGAAAGGCAGUUAGUGGUUUCAAAGCCAUAAUACCCUGUGCAAACAAUGAGGAAGGAGAAAAGAGUGCAUUGUGCAACAACACAACAUAUACUGAAAGACGAGACACCUGCAUACUGCAACCCAUUAAGCAGCUGCUUGACCAGUCUAAGGUCUUGACUGCCACUACACUGCCAGCAUUUUUGCAACAGCUUAGUAAUGUUACAAAUGGGAAUUCUAAGCAAGUGGUUAACUCACCUAAAAAUAUUGAUGCUGUUGUUCAAAUCCUCGGAAAUGUAGCAGACAGAACAGAAUUAUUAAACAUCUCAAUCAAUGAAAACUCAAUGAAGGAUAUCUUGAUAACUGCAGGUGUUCUCACCACAGAUCAGGCAAGGGACUCGUGGAACUUUCUGAACAAAAAAAAUGAAAGUAUCUCGUAUGACAUCUCUAAACCUGACAGUGUUAGUUCAUCAUUAUUGCAGUCUCUUGAAAAUAUAACAAAACACCUUGCCAGUUUCAAUAAUUCUGGUAUUGACACGCCUUUUAUCAUCUUGAACAGAACUAUAUACACAAACCCUAUCACUGGUGGUUUUAAUUCUUCGGUGGAGAUAGAAAUACCAGAGAAUGAGGGUGAAAAUAAGUCAAUCACAGUGAUAACAUUUGCCUCUCUGAAUAAUGUACUCCCUGCAAGAGAAAUAGACAAUUCAUCAAUUAAGGUCAUCGGUGGCAGGGUUGUACUUGUUCAGUCCAGUGGCCAAAUCAAUAAUAUCUCUUUGAAAUUUGAUAUUUUAAAUGAUACACUGAGAAAUCCAAAAUGUGUCUUCUGGAACUUCAGUCUCCUUAAUGAUCUCGGAGGAUGGGACGAUGAGGGCUGUGAAGUGGUAAAUUCAAAUGAAACUGGAACUGUCACCUGCAACUGCAACCACCUGACCUCAUUCUCUAUCCUGAUGUCACCAAACAGUCCAAUUAGCCUAAUUUUGGACUAUAUAACCUACAUCGGAGUUGGCAUUUCCAUGGGUUCCUUGGUCAUAUGUCUCAUCAUUGAAGGCCUCAUAUGGAGAAAAAUAAGAACGAAUGAAACCUCUUACCUGCGUCAUGUUUCCAUAGUUAACAUUGCUGUGUCCCUCCUGAUUGCAGAUAUUUGGUUUAUAAUUGGAGCAGCCAUUUCAGAUACAAAAAACCACUCAGCAUGCACUGCAGCUACCUUUUUUAUCCAUUUUUUCUACCUAGCUCUGUUCUUCUGGAUGUUUGCCUCAGCUCUGUUGCUCCUCUACCGUACAACUAAUGUCUUUGGUGGGGGUUUGUCUAAAGCAUCUAUGCUGGCCAUUGGAUUUUCUCUAGGCUACGGAGCUCCUCUAAUCAUAGCAACAGUAACUAUAGCUGCAACUGUACCUGACAACAAAUAUAUCAGAGAAAAUGGAAUCUGCUGGCUCAAGUGGGAUGAGUCCAAAGCUCUACUGGCGUUUGUGAUUCCUGCACUUUCAAUAGUGCUGAUAAAUCUCAUUAUCCUGGUUGUGGUUUUGUACAAAAUUAUAAGGAGAAGGGUUGGAACAACUGCUGCACAAGCAGGUGAAAGGAGCGUUUUACUGGUUAUUGUCAAGAGUUUGGCUGUGCUUACACCAUUUUUUGGAAUAACUUGGGGUUUGGGAACUGGACUUCUGGUGGAUCCAAGAGACAUGGGAAUCAAUAUUGCAUUCGCAUUCUUCAAUUCGCUACAGGGCUUCUUUAUUUUGGUGUUUGGAACACUGCUGGAUGGUAAGGUGCGGUCAGCAAUAUCAUCAUAUGCACAACCGUCCAGAAGUAGGACAGGGAGCACAAGUGCUGGAAACUCAUCGUCAAGUGGACUUCAGUUUUUAAGGAACUGGAGACGUGGAAGAGAUGGCUACAACAUGACAUCCAGUGCAUCCAGUGAUUUACAUUUGGCUAGCAACACAUAAUGAAUGCAGAAAUCUGUGGUUAUUCAAAUAACAACCAAGAAGUCAGGCUUUUCUUUGUUCCUUUUUUCCAUAGUAUCAGUAAGUUAAUCUACUAUGGCUUUAUUAAUAGCUCAUAAUAUUUAAUCCCAGAAGAAUUUGGCUUGUUUUUUAAGGAAAACAAAUAAGGAAAAAUAUGUGUGAUCACCAAAAUAUUUUUGAAUGACAUAAUAAAUUUUGGAAUUGUAAUCAAACUUUGAAAAAAAUUAUGUAAUCUUUGUCAUCUUUGAUUUUGAUUUGCAUGCAUGAUUAUCAACACAGCACAGAGCAUAGAUUUGUAGUUAUACUAAUAGAUUUUUAUCAAUCAAUAUGUUUUUAAAGAAAAGAGUUGAGUGUUCUUAUAUUCUGAAGAGUGAGUAGAUUUGAUGUCUGAUGUAAACAUAAGUAAAACAUUGUACUCGCAAUAUACACAGAAAUACAAACUACCUUUGUUUAAAAAAAGUUUUUGUGUUGGGGACAUCUACUGUCUCAAAAUCUUGCCGUUUCAUUCUGUGUCAGUAUGUAUCAUGGCACACAGUCCCACAAAGAUCCUCAUGAAAACUAUUAUUUGAGCUGUAACAAUUUCAUUCAUUUGUAAUUCAAUAAUUUCUGGUAAUUUUUUAUUUUGUGCAUUUUGUGAAGUAGCCCUGUGUUGUAAAGAUGAAACAGAUGUCAGGGCACUGUUGCACAUUAGGUAGAUCUUAAUGCUGAAAAUGCUGAAAUUUCUCAUACUCGUGUUAAUUUUACCCAUACUUUUUUUUUCUUUGCAGAACAGAUAACCGUUAUUCUAAUUAGCACCUUCAUAAUCUUUACUGGCUACUCAAAGAUUAACUAAGUAUGCUUUCUGUGUGCCUUUUGUGCAUUUAAUGUGGUAUGUUUUUGGAUAGCUUUAACAUGCCUUAAUUUUGAUCCUGAUUAAUAAUGUAUAAAACUAAAAUUAGCUUUCUAUUACUAAUUAUGUCCUGAAUUUGUUAAACUUUUAUUCAGAAUUUGGUGAUUAAAAUCUUUUAAAAAUC